Theileria equi strain WA is the source of this 735-nucleotide messenger RNA. RefSeq names its product vacuolar protein sorting 29, putative. The record is from RefSeq and is a predicted model, not a curated record. Gene Ontology annotation, cellular component: endosome; retromer complex. NCBI's taxonomy places the organism in Eukaryota, Apicomplexa, Aconoidasida, Piroplasmida, Theileriidae. Gene Ontology annotation, biological process: intracellular protein transport; retrograde transport, endosome to Golgi. Bases 51 to 713 code for a protein of 220 amino acids. The transcript is spliced from 2 exons.
AGAUAAAAUAAACUUAACUUAUCUCAUUAAAAUGUAAAAUAUUUAUAAAUAUGGAUAUAACUAAAAACGACGGUGACUUGGGUGAACUAUUGAUGAUUUUGGGGGAUUUGUAUGUCCCAAAUAGGUCUUUGGUUCUUCCAUUAUGUUUCAAAAAACUUCUAAAAACAGACAAAAUUAAGAGAGUUAUAUGUACCGGUAAUGUUGGAUCAAAAGAGAUGUACGAUGAACUCCUAGAGAUAUCACCGACUUUACACAUUGUACAAGGAGAUUAUGAUAUUAGAUCCAAAUAUCCUGAACAACUAAUAAUCAGUAUAGGAAAUUAUAAAAUCGGUGUUAUAAAUGGGUACCAAAUACCCUCUUGGGGGAAUAAGGAGCUAUUACUCAAACGUGCGAUGGAAAUGGAAGUGGACUUGUUAAUUCAUGGGCACAGUCAUAUAAGUGAUAUUUAUAAGUACUCUGGGAAAGUCUUUGUAAAUCCUGGCUCAGCAACUGGUGCAUUCCAACCAUGGCAACCAAACGCAAUACCCACAUUCAUGCUUAUGGCUAUCCAAGGUCAAAAGAUAGUCAUAUAUGUGUAUGAAGAUCACAAUGGUGAGGCUCAAGUAAUAAUGACGGAAGUGGAUCAAUUGGAAAACGAAAAGGUCAUAGAGACAUCGGCUCAGCUCGUGAUGCCACAGGUAAAUCUAGACAUAAACCAUCAUGAAGUACAUUAAGUAAUAAAUUAAUAAUAUGGUA